Molecule: messenger RNA, 1930 nt
Organism: Exaiptasia diaphana
Lineage: Eukaryota; Metazoa; Cnidaria; Anthozoa; Actiniaria; Aiptasiidae
Product: stabilizer of axonemal microtubules 2
Exons: 2
Coding region: 102-1535 (477 amino acids)
Biological process (GO): microtubule anchoring
Cellular component (GO): cytoskeleton
Molecular function (GO): microtubule binding
Source: RefSeq, a predicted model, not a curated record
GUCACACAACAAGCAUCCUUCUCCGGUUUGCUGUGUUGACCAGCAAAUUCCAUCAAAGUAUCAGCAAACUCUGUCCUGUAGAUUAGCCAAACGAUAUCAUUAUGACUAAAAAGUGUAUUUGUGAAAUCUGCAGUUGUGGACGUCACCGGUGUCCCCACAGCUCGUCAAACCCCAACAGAGUCAUCAACAAGAGACACGAGGAUAACUGUACCGUGACUGAGUAUCGUGGCAACUAUCUGACGACGAGCCCACGACGGGGACCAUUUAACAAACCUAGGGACCUUAUUCAUUACGACGGCCCUCUUGCWCAGAACACCUCUCAUAAAGCGGACUUCAAGACCUAUGAAGUGAUACCCCCUGUUAAAAAGCAGCCUGAAAGAUAUGUYCCUAAUCCGAAUAAAUUUGAAACUGUAUCCGAACACCAUGAACACUACAAAGGCACCAGGGCUGUUCCCGCCAAAAUGGAACCUUAUCUUAAAGGGGUUACAAUGAGAAUGCCCUCUGCAAGGGUGGAGUACAAGUCGACCUCACAUGGGGACUAUAAAACCUACAGACCUGAGCCUGUCAUGAGAAUGGGCCGCAGUAAUACAUAUCUUCCACCAGAAGAGCCAUUUAAAGAAACUUCAAUCCAUAGACAAGAUUACAUGCGGUUUAACCAACCACCUCGCCCCACGGGAAGACAGCCUGAUAAAAUACAGAUCGAGGGCUCACAAGAGAGAGAGACAACCCAUUUAAGCCACUAUCAGCCCAAAGCCAUUCCACCAAAGUUAGAAACUAAAAAGGAGGAGUAUAACCCACCAGAGAAACCAUUUAACUCUACGUCAGUAUUCAAAGAAGAUUUCCAAGACUUUAGAGGCGCCCCUAAAGCGCAAAAAUUCCGCCCAAUCAGCGAUUUGUUUGCGACGGACAAAAGGAUGGAUAGUUCUACGACUAAAGAUUCCGAUUACAAAGCUUGGGAAGUAAAGAUUCCAAAACAGAAAACGCCCGAGAUGUACAAACGACCCGAGGGAGAUGUCGAUUGUCGAACAACACACAUGGACUACGGCAACUUUGGUCGUAAGGCACUUCCAGCCAAGAACGCAAGACCAAAAACCAAGCUAAGGUUUGGACGCGAAGAUGCACUAGACGACACCACAAAUUAUGGUCUUAGCUUUCGCUGGACUGCGCAGCCGCAAGUGUUCUCCAAAGGACCCUUGGUAAAGAAUGAGGUAUUUCCAAGAGAAAAAGGUUUCCAGGAAACAUCAGAGUUCCUGGACAAGUACAAAAGAUUCAACGUCGUUCCUUCCAAGAUGUUUCGCGACAACAGUCAGCUGUUUAAGACCAGUGAUCGUCUGUCUGAUCAUACAGUCUACAAAGGUGAUUUCGAUUGGCCAAGUAUCGAUUGUCCUUCGAAUAAAUUACUCGCCGGAUCAGGGAACUUUAAAUUUGAUCACGAGAAUGAGGCCGGACACCGAGUGUUUGAAAUUCCAGCUAUCGAUACGAACGGAUCAACGAAUAUGAUAGCAAGCAAGGACACUUCUUUACUUGUAGGAUAACAUGUUUGUUUUAUGAUAUAAUCUAAUGAAAAGCAAGUGUACAGUUCUAGAUUUGAGUUGAAAUCACUACGUUGAAAGUAAAUAUAUAUAGGAAUUAUUUUAUAAUUACAUUUCAUUAUUUGAACUUGUAAGAUUUCUUUCUGAUUUUAGAAUAUUCAUAAAGCAUUGUAAAUAAAAAUACAAAUCAAUGAAUUACGCAGCUUCGACUCGAUACAGCCGACUCGAUCGUGACAUACAGAUGUAAAGACUCUUGUAGUCAAUGUUCUGCGUUCAAAGAAAGAGAAACCAACAGAAGAUUAGCGAAUUAGUCAUCUAACUUUACUUCAGUCGAAUACAUUUUGUAAUAUAUAAGAAUUCUUUAAAAAAUGCAUAAAUAAAGCCAACAAAUGUGCAUA